This is a messenger RNA of Dreissena polymorpha, 5199 nucleotides long. RefSeq names its product probable G-protein coupled receptor 158. Gene Ontology annotation, biological process: G protein-coupled receptor signaling pathway. The transcript has 11 exons. Gene Ontology annotation, molecular function: G protein-coupled receptor activity. The record is from RefSeq and is a predicted model, not a curated record. Bases 2207 to 4618 code for a protein of 803 amino acids. NCBI's taxonomy places the organism in Eukaryota, Metazoa, Mollusca, Bivalvia, Myida, Dreissenidae. Gene Ontology annotation, cellular component: membrane.
AGAAAUCGUCUGCUUAUCGAUAUACAUUUGUACAUGAUCUACCGACUGAACACUGACUUCGGGAUUUUCCGAUAGCCGUGGUAAGGAAUCUUCCGAUGCCGCGACGUCAUCUACGGAAAAUCACGGAAAGUUCCGGAGAGUCCCGAACGAUUUUCCGAUAUUCGCUUCCACGUUCUCGGGAAUAUCCGUUACGUCUUGCAAAUUAAUAUAAUUUAUGAGUAUUGGAAAAGCCCACUUGUUUAGGAACCAGUGUUCUCGAGUCACUUUCUUCGAUUCUUGGUUGAAAUCAUUUCUUUCUACUGCACGGCAAAAAUUCAAUACCAGCAGGCCUAAACUUUCUCUGAAGGCAUCCGGCGAUAUUAUGAUGAUGAGGGAAGAUGAAUAGAUUUGCAAAGGAGAGAUAUACAUAGGGUAGUUUUUGUAAUUAGAAAAGAAUGUUGAUCAGUGCAUGCUGAACCGUUAAUGGAAUAACAAAGAGCAUCAGUGCAUCGUGAGUGCAACCCUUAUCCGCGAGCGUUCAAACGAGACGCUAUUUCGGGAAAACGACCGCCAUCAUGAAGUCUCCCGACGUGUGUAUAUAGGAUCAUCGCGUUCCGGAGUGUACAUCGAUACUGUAUGGUGUUCCAGUGGGAUUACGAUAGAAGUGAUGUGAUAACAUGGAGAUAGUUGCUGUGCUUUUUACUUCGUUCGUUGGAAAACGAGGAGUGCCUGGCACGUGUCUUCUAUUUUAUAGUUGUAACGCGUACGAGGUAGUUUAUAGUAUGCCUUUUUAAAGGGGUAUUGCGUACUUGUGCAUGUAUAUUCGCGGAAGCGGUCGCCGGUGAAUAUAUCGACUACGAUUCGGGUGAAUUUAUGAUCCCGAGUGUGAGUCACGUGAUGAUUAUUAUUGUAUCUAUUUCAAACCCAUAUUGUCCAAAAUUACAACAGCAUACUGCUGCCGUCGAUGCCUGGGUCCCUGCCGUCACAAUACGCCACUGAAGCAACGAAAUACUAUUGUACUGCUGCUUUAUGCAUUGAAAUUCAACGCGAUCUACAAAGGUCCAAUUGGAACUGCACAUUUCUACAAACCUUGCAUGAUAUGCACACUCGCAUUGAAAGAACAUCCCACCCCCAUCAACCGAUUUCGCAGCGUACCUACAUUCGCACACAGUUUCCGCUUUAACGGAAAGUGCCUUCUGCAGUGCACGCUGGAUUAAUCCUGCAUGGACGUUUUUAGGUCUUGAACCCUCGAAUAACAGCAUUGAAGAUUUCAUUGGAUUUAAUAAAAUUCAAAUAGUAAUGGCUGUGUUAUCUUUAAAGAUGUAAAACUCGAGGAAUUACUUAAAUACGUAAAUGUGAACACGCGUUUUAAUUGAUGCGGGUCGAACGUCAAAUAUGUGUCAAUCGAAUAUACCGGUAGUCUGAACGUGAGUUAAUGUGUGUUUAUUUCUACAUGGGAACUUAGGAAAAGCAUCGCGUGUGAAGUUAAACUUCGGAAGAAAAUAUUAUCGACACUCAAAUCCAACAAAGAUCAUAUCGUUACUCAUAUCGCGUAUUUAAUGGUUCCAUUAUGAAUCGGUCUAGGUCAGUGCGAAUAUCGACCUAUUCAUGAAUUCUGGCACACUCCGCAAUUGUAAAACUCGCUGUCAUUAAACAUAUGAGAAACUCAACGCGGUGCUUGUAUGUAAGUGAUGUGCUAGCAAUCGAUUGCCUCGCGGACUUGCUGUAUUCACGAGUCUUCUUGAUCAAUACCCACGCGAAAUCUUUUAUCAAUACGCAGAGAGACGUUUGGUGAGAAUUUUUCAUUCAAACCGGAAGUAAACAUAAGCGAUCAGAAAUUUCCAAUAUGGCCGCUGACUGGUAGUCGGUGUCCAAAUGAAAAAGAUGAUUUAUAUCGAUUUUUGCUUGUCGUCUUGUUAACAAUGCGAGAAAUAUUGAUGAACUAUAAUUCGCGAAAUGAAAUGCGUGUAAUGCUGUCUUCUUUGCCAGUUACCGACAUUUAAUUGGUCGUGUUUAUGACGUUGAUGCGUUGAUAGUUGAAGGAAGACAGCACUGUAAUGUACCCGUGUAGAUAUAUUGCAAUAGUUACUGCCACUAAUGCAAGUGUGCGACUACUUUUACCGUGUUCUUUUCAUGUUUAAGUACUAAAAGAUUCAAUAGCAUAAGUGAAAAAAGUUGCUUUAACGAGCGAAUACGUAACUAGUGGUACCCUGCUUUAACAAUCGGCAUGGAGUUAAAAGUAUUCUUUGCGAAAGUGCGCCUUUUCCUGAUGUUCUGUGAAAUGGUGCUUCUGGGUCACGUGGAAAGUUUGGUGGAGCAAUUCCCGCUCAAACUUAAUCAUAAUUUACGCCAGGAAAAAGGCGAAGAGGAAGGUGACGUAAGUUCAGAAGAAACUCAUAUGCAGAAACUUUCUAUGAAUUUUUCUAUCAGUGUGGAGUCCUUAGAACAGAGUAAAAUGCUAGAAUUCAUUGACACUAUACGCACAAAUGUGUCUGCACGGACAGAGUUGUGUAAACAGUCUAAGACACAGCAGUCGAUAUCUCUGAGUGAUUUUAAUUAUAAAUUUAAAGCAUCGUCUUUCACACGAUAUAAACAUCAGUCGGAGCGCGGCAGGUUUAUAUCCCGCUAUUUGACGACUCUAUACACACACAAUUCUGAUGUGCAAUUUCAGUCUUUCACGGAUGAACACGUUCCGGCCAUAAUUUCUAUUUUAAGACUAAUAGUAGAGGAUGACCCACACAUAGCUGGCGGUGGUAUUGCCUUUGCCACAAACUUCUUCCCUUACGUCACAAAAAACACAAAUGACAUAACGACUAAAGAUGUAGAAGACUUUUCAAAAUACUAUCCGAACUUCACCAACCAGGAUUUCUAUUCAGUUCAUUCUAAAAAUAGAUUAACCACUAACGCCGGAAGUUCCCCGCUUCCGGUUGAAGGUAUUUUCUGGGGACAACCCUAUUACGAUUGCUACAAACUCAAGCGCUGGAUCGUCGGGGUCUCAUUUCCGUUCUACAAUAACGCAACGAAAUCGGAAUUCAAGGGAGUGGUCCUACUCGACAUUGACCUCAACCAAACGUCCAUCAACCAAUGUGACGACUCAGAUACCGUCUUCGCCGGCUCUCACAAGUGCCGACCGGAGACCACCAGGUGCAAAUAUGUUCCGUUCGGGAUGUUUGCGUCUGGAAACUACGAAUGCCAUUGCAGAUCCGGAUUUUAUUUCCCAAACCUUAAUGCCACGCAGAAGUAUUUCACCGGAACUCAACUAGAGCACCACUUCCUGUCGAGCAUGCGCGGUGACCUAAAUAUCACGAGCGAAUAUCAAUGUCUUCCGUGCCGCCAGGGGUGUGCGGAUUGCGAUAACGCCGGGCCAUGUUUUGUGGAAUAUAACAUCUUAUUACGGGGAGUCCCCCUAGGCUUUCAAAGCUUUUGUAUGACUAUAACCUUGGUGCUCGGAAUAGUUGUACUACGCGUGAGAAAAUGCAAGGUGAUGGUGAUCGGGAUGUGGUGCUUAUUAGAGAUCAUACUCCUGGGUGCUGUAUUGCUGUAUGCUACUGUCGUCGUUCAAUAUUUUGAACCGUCUUCUACUAUAUGCCUCAUUGUGCCGUGGCUGCGUGAAUUGGGAUUCGCCAUUUUAUACGGAGCCCUCGUUCUAAAAAUAUACAGACUGCUGGCCGAUUUCCAGUCGAGAAAGGCUCACCGUGUUCAUGUCAGGGAUAAGGACCUCCUAAAAUACCUCCUCAGUAUCGUCGUCGUCGUCAUCGGCUAUAUGGCUGCUUGGACUUCCGUCAAUAUAGACCAGGUACAGGAGGGCGCCUCGCUGAUAGACAUAGGCCUCACAGAGGACCGGCUCAGAUACCGGAUAUGCAGGUCCGGAUGGUGGGACUACUCCACGGAGUUCGCUGAAAUCCUGUUCCUGCUGUUCGGCCUGUACCUGUGCUACCGAGUAAGGGCGGCACCAGCGGAGUUUCGGGAGGGCUUCUACAUCUCGCUCACCAUCCUUCUCGAGUUUGCAGCAUCCUUGGCGUUUUAUGUUGUACGGCAUAUAUACUGGUUAACGUUACAUCCGGACUACCUGUUUCUGAUGUACUUUUUACGGUGCCAGGUGACGGUCAGUACCACACUCGUGCUGGUGUUCGGACCAAAGCUUUGGUACGCCCAUAGGCCUCUGGACGACAGAAACAUUCGGAACAGAGCUUACUCAACUUCAGACGUCCCCGAUAAUAUGGCACCGGAAGCUAUGAAAUUAAACGUUGGCAUCUCGUCUAACGGCGACGUCGACGUUGGUGACGUCAGUUUAGCGGAUAUGGAUCCGGAAGAUAUAAGGGUCGAGUUGAAGCGUCUGUAUACUCAAUUACAAGUCUACAAAACGCGAAAUAUGAGGCGAGAUAACCCACAUAUUUCAAAGCGUCGCGGAGGCCGGAAACAAACACACAGACGUUUUUCUUUGCAAGCAGCUUUUCAUCACAAACACAAGCAUCACCAUGACCAUGAUCACGAACACGAAAUGUCGAAAACACCCGAGGAGAGCACGAACUCUGCCGAAGGCCUUCCGAUGCCCGUCGAAAGUAGUGCCACGAAAUGUGACGAUGUAAACGAAGUUAAACCAACCGUGUCAUUUAAAAUGGCGCAUUCUCAUAAAUGAUACUGAUUGUAGUGCUUGAACUUUAAUAACUAAUUUAUUAUGAACAUGCUAAAGUGUUUAAUUAUAUAAUUUUUAUAAAUGCGUUUGUCGUACUUUAUGUGUUGACAAUGAUAUUGUGUUUCGUGAAAUGUAUACAUUAUCAUUUAAGGGAAGUAAUGCCGUGGCAGCAAGUGUUUAAAACACAUCCUGAGUUGUCGUUCUUAGAACGAUGAUCUCUGUUAAAACGACUUUCGUUACUUCAUUAAGAUGAACUGCACAGUUGUGAACUUUCUACAGAAAGCAACAUGUUACGGACGAUGUAAUUGCAAGAUUUCUCAUCUGUUCCUCUCGCUAGUAAAUGUGAAGUUACGAAUUUUGUAGUGGCACGUGGAAUAAUUAAUUGUGCUAAGGAUUGUAUCUAUUGUUUGGACACAUGAAAUUGAUACAUAUGCUGAGGAGUGUAUUGUUUGGGCGCGUGGAAUCAAACAUGUUGCUGAGAGGUUUAUAUUUAAGUUGCAGGUGUCUUACACGUUUCACAAAAUAAAAAUGUCUUUUACAUUUGUGUAGGUCAUUUGUGAGACUUAGAUAAAUUGAUAAACAUG